AAGCUUGCUUUCAUAUCAACGACCAUCGUAACUUAUAAUUUGGUCUUUCAUUACGAUCGUCCGGCAUAGACUGUCAGAGCAGCGCUGACCCUUGUUGAUACACAUACCAAAAAGUUGGUUGCAUUGGUCUCUAUCUUUCCAUUCAAAUGGACGCUUCUAGCUCGCAACCUCGGAAACGCCUUCGCCAGGAUGAACCUAAGGCGUUCGUAAACCACCCGACAUUGUAUUUCGAUGACGGAAACGUUAUUUUAAGCUGUGGAAGCAUGCUCUUCUGUGUUCACCGCUCACUGCUGUCAAAACAUUCACCUGUCUUCCGGGAGCGUUUCCAAGCUCCUCAGAAGGACAUCAAACCACAGAUCCUUCAGGGCCAUCUUCACAUAUGUUUAAAUGACACUGCGGAGGACAUAGAAGCUCUUCUCAAUGUGAUAUAUGAUGGUUUACGAAUCGACGUUCCGCAGUUGACCGUAGAGAGUUGGCCACUUGUAUCAAGCCUGAUCAGGAUGUGUACCAAGUACGAGAUCGAACGACCACGUACGGAGAUCCUACAACGUAUUAGUGAUGAGUGGCCUCGGGUCCUCUCCCUGCAUGAUGCCAAGAUGGACGCCCUAACGCGUCAACAAACCCGCAAUCCCCAAUUCAUCAUUCAAAAUGGCCAGGCUGUUCCAAACCCCCACUACAACCCCGGCGUCGCACAUGACGACAUCAUAGUUAAUCCAGCCAGCGUCAUCGCUCUCCUUCGAGAAUGUCAAUUAGAGUCACAGGAACUCCUUGUACCGCUUUUCUACGCGCUCAGUAGGACGACUUGGCAGUUUGGCGGACCUGCUGUCGGACAUCAUAUCGCCCCUCUGUCUCACGCCGAUGUGGAGCGGUUCAUCGUUGGGUUGGAACGUCUGCGCAAUGAGCACGCUGCUCUUGUUGUGCAGUGUCCUAAUCCAUGCGUUCCCCCUGCGCAUGACCAGAUGUGUGGUGCGGGCCUUCGCUUAUUCUGGCCUACCCUCCAUGUUAGUUUCCUGAGGAGCAACCAAGGGAGUAGACAGCCGAUCGAGGAUUGGAGGAGUAUCAUUCAGAUGGUACGAUCGGAUGGGAGACUUACCUCGACGUAUAAACUAUGCUCUGGUUGUGCAGAGUUGGCGCUCCAGACAAUGGAGAAGCGGCGGGAGGGAUUGUGGAACGCUUUAGCGAGAUAUUUUGAAGUAUGAGUAGUCGAUCGAUCUGUUUGAUCAUUUCAUUGGAUAGCUUCCUGUAUUGUAUACCAUUCUGGCCAUCUCAAUUUCCUUAGUUUGUACAGUCGCUAACUUAGUGCCCAUCCUCUUGAUGCAGAUCUCCUAUAUCGUUCAAGCCAUGCUGAAAUGUAGUUGUCAUCUAAGGAAUGCAACGACAUUGUGAUGUAAUACAUAUAUAUCAAUCGUGAAAUGCGCC
Messenger RNA from Somion occarium, 1419 nucleotides. The record is from the annotation of a GenBank genome assembly. Lineage: Eukaryota; Fungi; Basidiomycota; Agaricomycetes; Polyporales; Cerrenaceae.